UAAUAUUUGACUGUAAUUUCAUUAUCAUAUCAUUAUAGAUUGAAUCUGGCUGUUUUAAACUGUAUUUUUGAUAAGCAAGUUUUCUUGAACUGAUAUCGGUCUUGUUUAUUAUCGUGUUAAUUACAGUAGAUACAGCAAUUGUGGUGAUUGUGAUAAUCGUUUUAAUCAUAUUAAUGUUUGUAGCAAAAAGUAUAAAAAGAAUAAAUAAUAAACAACUUUUUUACAAUAGGUUUUCUAUUAGAAGAAUAUCCAAGAUUAUAAAACCAUCCCUCAAUAGUGAAUAUAAUAUGAAUAGUGUUAAUAAAGAUCUUAAUAACAAGAAUAUCGAUAAGAAUAUGAAUAUGAAUAUGAAAAUGAGUGCAAAUGAAAAUGAAAAUGGAAAUGAAAAUGAAAAAAAAAAUGAGAAUAACAAUGCAACCUUACAAUACGGAUUGAACGAAAAUUCAAGUAUUAAUGAUUAUUUAAGAUUGAAUAGAAAAUGGUCAAUAAGCAAAAGAGAGGUUACAAAUGAUUUGUUAUUCAAGACAACAGCAAAGGGUCAGUCACCACAUACGUUAUGGAUUGGAUGCUCAGAUUCUAGAUAUAACGAGGAUUGUUUCGAAGGAGUGUUGCCUGGAGAGAUUUUUACAUUUCGAAAUAUUGCCAAUAUAUUGAACCAUCCGGAAGAUAUUUCGACAAAUUCCAUGUUAAGUUUUGCCAUAAACAAAUUGAAAAUCAAGAAGAUACUCAUAGUUGGGCAUACUGAUUGUGGAGGAGUUUGGGCAUCAUUAAUGACACAUAAACAUGCCAACAACAAUUUAUCGGUACAUUUGAACAAAUGGUUAAAACCAUUAAUUGAAUUGAAGUUUGAAAAUGAAAAAAAACUAGACGAAAUUAAAGACCCAAAUGACAGAUGUGCUAAACUAGUCGAACUAAACAUUAAAAGCCAGUUGAAGUACUUGAUCCAUGAAAACCAUGAUUCAAAACUGGCAUACAAUGAAAGAAGAAUCGAGAUUCAUGGAUUGAUAUUCGAUGUAUCAACUGGAUUGUUAUCGCCAGUUUAUCUAUAAAUAUGAAAAAAAAAUAAGGAAAAUAGGAAUUAGAAUAGAGAAAAUACAAAGUUUAGUCAAGCAGCAUCUACAGUAGGCCUUGAAUUAAAACUGCUUAAAAAUGAUGACUACUGGAAGAAGAUCAAAAACUAUAGUUUGUUGUCGUCUGUUUUUUGCAAAGUUCGGGCUUUUACAAAUUGGUGGUUUUCUUUUUCCUGUUCAGCUCCCCAUGUAUAGUCGACCAAAAAUCAAAAGGUUUCCACAGCG
Messenger RNA from Ascoidea rubescens DSM 1968, 1295 nucleotides. RefSeq names its product carbonate dehydratase NCE103 (gene NCE103). Lineage: Eukaryota; Fungi; Ascomycota; Saccharomycetes; Ascoideales; Ascoideaceae. Gene Ontology annotation, biological process: cellular response to oxidative stress; cellular response to carbon dioxide. Gene Ontology annotation, cellular component: cytoplasm. The record is from RefSeq and is a predicted model, not a curated record. Gene Ontology annotation, molecular function: carbonate dehydratase activity; zinc ion binding. The coding region runs from base 354 to 1049 and encodes 231 amino acids. The transcript has a single exon.